Molecule: messenger RNA, 1271 nt
Organism: Suillus subaureus
Lineage: Eukaryota; Fungi; Basidiomycota; Agaricomycetes; Boletales; Suillaceae
Product: acyl-CoA N-acyltransferase
Exons: 2
Coding region: 273-905 (210 amino acids)
Biological process (GO): N-terminal peptidyl-methionine acetylation
Cellular component (GO): Golgi membrane
Molecular function (GO): protein-N-terminal amino-acid acetyltransferase activity; histone acetyltransferase activity
Source: RefSeq, a predicted model, not a curated record
GUUCUGCAACACUAGGCCAAGUUGAAAAAUCUUAAUAUGUUCCUCUUCGGAGCGAAUAGGGAAAGCAAUUGCAUCACGUCAUUGCACUAUGCCUUUAAUAUCGAUAUGUAUCGUACUCCAUAACGACAAUGCCCGAAACCAGUGGGGCGUACUAAAAUUUAAAAAGCUGAAACUCGAGUGCUACUCUUGCAAGCAUCUUCCUCCGAGUCCAUACCCAUCCUUACGAUUUCGUCUACUACAACAAUCUGCCAACAAACCAGUAUACCAUUUGAAUGUCAUCUAUUAUGACUCAACGUGGUAGUGGAAACAUGGCAUUACUGCUGCCGGACGGAAUCGGCAUACGGAUGAUGAGAUCUUCAGAUAUGUCACAAGUCCGUGCACUCCAUACCAAACUCCUCCCAAUCGCAUACCCCACGGCAUUCUUUCUGCAGCUGCUUGUACAGCCACAGCAUAUGUGUUUGAUAGCCACAUGCGACGGCAAAGUCAUAGCAUUUGCCUCUGCUACCAUGGAGAUACGGCAAUCAACGCCAGGGCCACUUGGUUCGAGUAGGGAUCAGGAUCGAUCCACUGGGGGGGGCGCUCCGCGGGUUACCUUGUUGACACUGGGGGUAUCGCCCGAGUUCCAACGACAAGGAAUUGCACGCAGACUCGUACAUGAAGUUGUGCAGCGCCUACGAUCGUCUUGUGGAGCCCCUUGUCAUGAAUCACCUCCCGCUCCAUCGCUCGAUUCGACUGAUGCGGUGAUUUUAUGUGCAGAGGUCGCGCGCGACAAUUCGCCUGGACAGUCUUUUUACUCCCACCUUGGGAUGCAAAGACAAUUGGAAGCGGAUAAGCAGAGCGGGUUUGGUUCGAAGGUACACACGUGCAUGGUACUGGGGGUGAUGAGAACAGUUCCCGUUUCCUGAAAAAUACCAUCGUUAGAUUUUUCAGGAGGUGAUGGCAGGCGUUCGCUGCAGACAGUAUAUUAUCAAAGACGCGCUGGUAUAAGUUAGAACCGUAGUGAAUUUAUAUUUGCCGUAAUGAUAUCUGAUAUUCGCCAUAGCAUUCGUGCCUGCUUCUUUGCUUCAGCUAGAAGGUCGAGAUGGUAUAGGCUAGUCUAGAAAUGACGAUAGCUCGUGAUCUGGACCAAUUUUAUACAUGACAUCACCUGCAGAUGGAGCAGUUGAUGAUCCGAAUGUGACUUGGAGGCCUGCCAGAUAGUGGGGAAGAUCUGUAGUAUACCCACCUGACCAAAAAGUCUUGAAGUCACGAUAACCUACGAUUUCAUCCUG